AUGACCGCUUUUAGUUCACUCUCUACUGCUGUAUUACUGUUCGUCGGAGCAGUAGUAGGUCAGGAAUGUCCGAGAGGGAUGCAAUCGUUGGCGAAUGGUCAUUAUUGUAUAAACGAUCGAGGAUGUGAAAUGCAAGGAACUGGAUUCAAAUGUUUCUCUGGCACUUGCUGUAUCAAAAGCCAUACAGAGGGUCCUUACCCAAUAUGCAGAGGUGCUGAUGAAGAAGCUGAGAUGAAGAACGGCUUGGCAAAGAAUUGUCUCGAAGAAUCAUGUUCAGACGGUUAUCAGUGUGAAUACAGUCACACCUACAAUAACGGACAGUUCGUUUGUUGCGGUAGACCGCCACUAGUUCCUGUAAUACCACCGUCUCAAUACGGUGUCGUGAAGAUCAAUCCACACACUGGUGGACCGUUACCGUGCAUUGCGGGAAACAGUUGCAGAAAAUUUCCUGACACGCCGAAUUGUGUUUACUCGAAUCGGUUCGAGUUUAAAGUGUGCUGUUCCACGUCGUAUUGUUGA
Molecule: messenger RNA, 519 nt
Organism: Anisakis simplex (herring worm)
Lineage: Eukaryota; Metazoa; Nematoda; Chromadorea; Rhabditida; Anisakidae
Source: the annotation of a GenBank genome assembly